Mesorhabditis belari is the source of this 387-nucleotide messenger RNA. NCBI's taxonomy places the organism in Eukaryota, Metazoa, Nematoda, Chromadorea, Rhabditida, Rhabditidae. The record is from the annotation of a GenBank genome assembly.
AUGUUCAAUUUAUCCGCUCUUGUCAUUAGAAUGACGAUGACCGAGGAUCGACUCUUUGCGACGAUUGCUCAACCGAUCUCCGUCAUGAAUAUUCUAUUGAACAUUUUGCUCAUUGUGGUGAUUCGAUUGAAAUCGGGAAAAGAGAUGAGUGCAUAUAAACAUAUACUAACUCUGCAGACACUAUUGUCACUGGGAUUCGCCUCACUGCAAGCUGUCUCAUUGCCGUACUGGAUCUCCGUCCCAGGCGCCUUUGUGCUGAUGCCAACCGGAAUACUUCGUGACACACCCUACGGAGCCUGGGUCUGUUAUGUACUGUGUGGACUCUGUGGAGAAGUGAAUGUGAUGUUGGCAACGACUUUCCUUUUCAAUUACAUCAAUAUGUGCAAG